GCGAUAUCACCCACAAAUAAUCAGCAGCCCCUCAAAGAUCAACCGACAACAACGUGUGCACAAGAUGGCGGUGAUGAGGACAGCUUUGUUGGCGGCGCUGGUAGCGGUGGUGGUGGGUGCCGUGCUGCCACAUGCAGAAGCUGCAAAGGGAAAGCGGUACUCUGUGCAAGGCAGGAUUCACAUUCCACCAGAGGCAACCAAGGAGUACAUUGCACAAACCCGCGUGGUGCUCGAUGGCGGCGUUGUUCAGGGAUUGGUGAAGGAGGAUGGCAGCUUCGUCAUCAACGAUGUGCCAAGUGCUUCCUACACGCUGGAGGUGUUCAACCCAAAGUAUCACUACAUGCCGAUUCGGGUGGACGUGGAUCGACAGUUUUCCAACAACGUGCGCGCGUUUCAAGCAGAUUUCCUUGGCAUGGAUCGGGUUGUGCCUGUGCCGUACGUGGCGGGUCAUGGGUUGGAGGUGCCGUACAUUGCGCAGCACAAGUACUUUGAGGAGCGCAAGGCGUGGAGCAUCAAGGACAUCCUCUACAACCCAUCCCUCCUGAUUGUGUUUGUAAUGCUGGGGCUCAUGUACCUCAUGCCAUCCAAGGAGCAGCUCGAGGAGAUGAAGAAGGAGCUUGAAGAGCAGAAGCAGGAAUGAGUGUGACCACCACACGCUGUCUGCUCCACCACCCGUCCAUCAGCGUGGCGUGCUUUUUUUUUCCUUGUGCCGUCUCAGAAUAAAAAAUGUGUAGUGG
Molecule: messenger RNA, 737 nt
Organism: Salpingoeca rosetta
Lineage: Eukaryota; Choanoflagellata; Craspedida; Salpingoecidae
Exons: 6
Coding region: 65-640 (191 amino acids)
Cellular component (GO): EMC complex
Molecular function (GO): carbohydrate binding
Source: RefSeq, a predicted model, not a curated record